AAGUUAUUGAUGAAUUUAUACAGCAAUCACAACUUAAUGCUGUAUAUUAUAUGAAAUAUCUUGAAUGGAUACCUUUUGAAAAAUUUCAAAAUAUCACUUAUAUUGCAGAAGGUGGCUUUGGUAAGAUUUAUUCAGCAGAAUGGCCUGAGGGAAAUAUUGAAUAUUGGGAUAUUGAGAAUCAAAAAUGGUAUAGAGAGCAAAAUGAAAAAUAUGCAUUGAAAAGUUUGAAUAAUUCUUCUAAUAUAUGUUCAGAUUUUUUAAAUGAGAUUAAAUCUCAUCUUCAGAUUUAUCUUAAUAAUGUUGUUCAAUGUUUUGGAAUUACUCAAGAUCCAAAUAAUAAAGAGUAUAUGAUGGUUAUACGAUAUAUUAAUGAUGGAAAUUUGAGAAAUUAUUUAAAUAAAUCUGAAAAUUAUAUCGAUUAUAAAUUAAAAAUUGAUCAAUUACAACAAAUUGCAAAAGGACUUUUGGAUAUUCAUAAUGCUGAAAAAGUUCACAGAGAUUUUCAUUCAGGCAAUAUAUUAUUUAAUUAUAAUCCAUUUAUAAGUGAUUUAGGAAUGUGUCAACCAGCAAAUAUAAAGCAAACAGUUAAAGAAGAAGGAAUUUAUGGAGUAUUACCAUAUAUGGCACCAGAAGUUUUACGUGGACAACAAUAUACAAAAGCAGCAGAUAUUUACUCAUUUGGAAUAAUAAUGAACGAAUUUCUUUCUGAAGAAAUUCCUUUUAAUGAUAUUCCUCAUGAUGAAUUUUUAUCUAUUAAAAUAUGUAAGGGAUUUAGACCAACAAUUUCUAAAGAUGUACCAAAGUUACUUGCAGAUUUGAUAAUAAAAUGUUGGGAUGCUGAAAUAAAAAAUAGACCAAUCACUAAAGAGUUGUAUCAAACACUAAAUGAAUGGAAUAAUGAAAUUAAAGGUACUAAAGAUAUUGAAUAUAGUGAAGAUAGUGAAGAUAGUGAAGAUGAUGAAGAUGGCGAAGAUAGUGAAGAUGGUGGAAAUGGUGAAGAUGGUAAAGAUGGUGGAGAUAGUGAAGAUGUUAAAGAUGUUAAAGAUGAUGAAGAUGGCGAAGAUAGUGAAGAUGGUGGAAAUGGUGAAGAUGGUAAAGAUGGUGAAAAUGCUAAAGAUGGUGAAGAUGUUAAAGAUGUUGAAGAUGUUGAAGAUGUUGAAGAUGUUGAAGAUGAAGAUAAUGAAGAUAGUGAAGAUGGUGACAAUAAUCAAAAUAGUGAAAUAUAUUUUCAAAUAAAAGAAUGUGAUAAAAUUAGAAAAGAAAAAUUCAAAAACAGAUCAAAUGAAGAUAAAUCCAAAAGCUUCAAAACGCAUCCACAAGCAAUUUAUACUAGUAGACUUUUAAAUUUCAAAAAUCUUCCAAAACCAGUAAAUUCUUCAGAUUUAUCAUUUUUUCAAUUCAGUUCAGGUAAUUAA
This is a messenger RNA of Rhizophagus irregularis DAOM 181602=DAOM 197198, 1415 nucleotides long. RefSeq lists its product as uncharacterized. Lineage: Eukaryota; Fungi; Glomeromycota; Glomeromycetes; Glomerales; Glomeraceae. Gene Ontology annotation, biological process: signal transduction; protein phosphorylation. The record is from RefSeq and is a predicted model, not a curated record. Gene Ontology annotation, molecular function: ATP binding; protein kinase activity. Gene Ontology annotation, cellular component: cytoplasm.